Jaminaea rosea is the source of this 495-nucleotide messenger RNA. RefSeq lists its product as hypothetical. The record is from RefSeq and is a predicted model, not a curated record. The coding region runs from base 1 to 495 and encodes 164 amino acids. NCBI's taxonomy places the organism in Eukaryota, Fungi, Basidiomycota, Exobasidiomycetes, Microstromatales. The transcript is spliced from 3 exons.
AUGCCACGCCCGACACCCCUCCCCCUCUUCUACCGCCUCACUCUCUCCUUCAUCGAGCCCCUCCUCGCAAUCGGCGGCGCCCUCCAGGCUCUGCUCUACCCACAAUCUUACCUCGACUAUGUGACACCACGCACCCGCUACACGAAAUCGCUCGAUCCCCUCUUCAGCCAGAUCGUGGGCGGAUGGGCCAUCAUCGUGUAUCUCGAAUUUUAUGCUCUUCCACAUGUCUUCCACCACGACCUCAAGGUGUGGAAGCAAUGCGCUACGGCUUUUUUACUCAGCGAUGCGAUGUACGUGUAUGCUAUCGUGCAAGACUGGGGAUUGAUCAAGGUUGUGAGCCCCUGGAAAUGGACAAAGACGACAGAAUGGCUCACGAUGCUCCUCACUAUCCUGCCCAUAUCCGCACGACUUGGGUUGCUGCUGGGCGUGGGCAUGGGGAUUGGUGCGGCUUCCAAGAGUGGCAGCGCUAUGCUCACCCGCAAGAAGGCAAAGUGA